AUGGAAAUCUUAUGGAGUGAGAAGUUACAUAAUGCUACCAUUGGAAAACUUGAGAUUCAGCAUAUCAACGUUGGAUCGGAAGAAAUCAAUUCUAAAAAAGUUGAUAUUUUAACGCUUAUAAAUCAUGCACAAAAAACUUUAGAAAAGGAUUUGAUCUUCUAUUGCAAGGCUAAAGUGGAUGCAAUUAUGAGUGAAAAUAGUUGGUAUUAUAUCUCAUGCCCAGCAUGUAAAAGACGUAUCACUCUAAGGAAAACAGAUUUUUGGUGCAUUCCUUGUGAGAAACAAAUUGAAAGGCCCAUCCCAAGAUAUCGUUUGGAGCUUAGUGUUUUCGGUCAUAGUGGGUCAACAAUAUUUGUAGUUUUUGAUGAAGAAAAUAAGAAACUAAUAGGACAAGAUGCAAAUACUCUUUUUGAGGCUCAUACUUAUGAAAAUAUUAAUGAUCAUAAUGAUGAUGAUAAUGACAAUGAAGAUGACGAUACACAAAUUCCAAAGAUGAUUGGAAAUAUCAUUGGAAGAGAGUUAGUGUUCAAAGUUAAAAUCACCGUUUAUAAUCGUACAACAAUUCGACAAACUUUUACGGUGAUGAGAAUUUUUGAUAAAAGUGUCAUUGAGAAUAAAGAUGUCAUAAAAGAUAAUGAAGAUGCUUCAAAAGAUGAAGUUACGGUCAUUGAAGAACCCGCAAAACGCCCAUUUAAUAAUAUCGAUUCAACGAAGAAGGAUCAUGAUUUAUCCGAGCAAAGCACAUCAAAGAAGAUAAAGGUUUAG
Molecule: messenger RNA, 765 nt
Organism: Chenopodium quinoa (quinoa)
Lineage: Eukaryota; Viridiplantae; Streptophyta; Magnoliopsida; Caryophyllales; Amaranthaceae
Product: replication factor A protein 1-like
Exons: 7
Coding region: 1-765 (254 amino acids)
Source: RefSeq, a predicted model, not a curated record